This is a messenger RNA of Nicotiana tabacum (common tobacco), 3167 nucleotides long. RefSeq lists its product as uncharacterized. The record is from RefSeq and is a predicted model, not a curated record. NCBI's taxonomy places the organism in Eukaryota, Viridiplantae, Streptophyta, Magnoliopsida, Solanales, Solanaceae.
CUCCUAAAGACUAAUAAAGUCUUUCUUUCACAUUUCUUCUCCUUUUAGUUAACAAAACCUUUUCUUUUUUUGUCCGUACUGCAGACUUGUUCAUCUCCAGGUUUCACUUCUCUUGCUGUUUUUUUCACUCAUUUUCUUGCUUUAUGGAAAGCCAAGAUCACAAAUUUACUACCCCAUCAGGGCCUGAGAAUCAUGCACCGCAUUUGUGUCAUAAAUGCGGGUGGCCUUUUCCAAAUCCACAUCCUAGUGCUAGACACAGAAGAUCACACAAGAAAGUCUGUGGAAAAAUUGAAGGAUAUAAGCUUAGUGAAUCUGAAACAGCAGAUAAUUCUACCCAUUCGUCUGUUUCCGACGACGAGCACCACUCGGACGGGGAUCAGCAAACUCCAAGUCCUAUCGUUGGAAAGACAAUUGUUAAAGAGAUUAGUGGUAUUAGUGACAAAUCAUAUAGAUCAGAAGAUGAAACUUUCUCUGAUGCGGUUACGGAGUUUUCUGAUAGCGGGAUUAGCCCUGGGUUGGAAGAGCAUCCGGAGGGUGUCAAAAGUUUGAGAUCGAACGUGAAAAGAGUUGAUGAUGAGUUAUUGAAGGCCGAUUCAACUGGAGGUAUUUCAGGAUCCUCAAAUGAUGCCCGACAUGCGACUGAAGUGAAUCAUCUCGAAUCAUUUGAAAGUGCAAUCAAUCAGCCAGAAGUAGCUGAAUCUUUCGGUACAAAGAUUGAUUGCGACCCUAUUAAGUCAGAGAUACCAGUGGAUGCUUCUCUGCAGGAGAAUAAUACAACUGAAUCUAUUGAAGCCAGACACGUGCAGAUGUCUUCUGGGCAGCCAAGCGAUUUGAAGGAGAUAGAAGAUAUUAAUACCGGUGAAGGUUUAGUUGAUGCUGUCGGUGUUGCUGUCGAAGUCUCUCAAUCAGCAGUAUCUGAUACAGAUGGAAAGACAUCAAAUAAUGCAAGUUAUGAGUCAACGCCACAGGAGGCAGAGGGGAAAAAUUCAGACCCUUUAAACUUCCCGUCUGAUUUACUUGAGGCAGAUGAGCAAGCUACAGUUAGUGUUCCGAUUGAAGCCAAACUACAGCAUGAUGAGAAUGAAAAUCCUGAUUCUGUGGACUUGAAACUGGACUUGUCUGAAGCUGGUGUUAAAGCUAUGGCUGAUGAGAACAUUGAUAAGGAGUGUGAGCAACCCGAUAAGGUGGAGGACAAACAGAGAAUCUCCGUUGAACUUUCACCUCUUGUACAGGCGCCUAAUGUCCCUAUGUUGGAAUUGGAAGCUGAUUCUUCCAAGGAAAUAGAUGGUGGUAGUCAAACAGAGUUUUCCGACUCAUCCAAAACUGAGGAAGUGAGGGAAGAUGUGCAUGUGGUGUCUUUGGCAAAAGAUUUACCUGCGUCAGACAACCCUGAACUCUUCUUGCUUAAAGACUUCAAAGACUACAAUAAGUUCAAGUCUAGUUUGCCGUUGGAUCUUGGCUCUUCUGAAGUACUCUGCUCUUCUGAACCUGAACCUGUUUCUAUCGAUGGUGACUCUUUAAAGAAUUCUCUUCCUUCAGGUUCCCCGACCGACCACUCAGAUACGAACACCAUUACUUCAUCUGUUCAGGAAGAAGCCAAGCAAACAACAAAAGUUGAUGAUCCUGUAAUCGAAAGAACCGAAACAAUUUUUACCAUGGAAGAAGAGAACAAGGGUGGACAUCCAGAAAAUGAGCUUCUUGCAAACAAGGAAACAACCGUUGUAGACACUUCUUGUUUAUCUGAAGCUAAUCAAACUACGGUCACUCUUGGAGGAAGUGACCAUGACGAACAUGAAAAGGCUAGAACUGAACAGCCAAUUGUAACUGGGGGUGAAACUGAGAAAGAAAGAACUAAGGAAAAGCUAGAAGGAGUUUUUGAAGGUGAUAAAACUAUCUGCUCAGUUGGAGGGCAUAAUGACCCUGUUAUAGUUACAGUCACGACUGUGCAUGAAAGCAGAGAUGAAAUUUUUCAUGAAGCCUCCGAAGACAGCAAAGUAAGCAACAAUGCCAAAGCGUUGGAGCCUACCAGUGCAACUGGAUUGGAUUCCCAAAUAAUUAGUGAUUGUGAUGUGAAAGAGCCAGCUGGUUUGGUUGUCGAUACUGAUUUGAACGGUCGCGUUGUUGAUAACUUCCAUGCAGGAGAUGGCCUUAAGAAUGCCACUGGGGUCAUUUCAUCAGCCUCACUGAAUGAGGGUAAUGACAAGCUCAUUAAACAGAACGACACGGUUUCUGCAGUGGAUAUAUCAACGAAUUCGAGCAGCAGAGCCGAUAGCCUAGAUGCCAACUGGGGUUCUGUUUCAGUGCUUUCCACCCAGUCGGAGUCGACAGCUGUUCCUGAUGCCGAAGCAACUGAUACUCGCGAGAAAUCGGAGCGUGUCUUGCAGAAACCAACUUCUGGAGCUGAGGAGCGGCAUCCUGAUAAGCCAGAUGUUUACGAGCCUCCGUCUUUCAUGACAUUGGUUGAAUCCAGAGAAAACGCCGACAAGAAAGCUUCUGCUUCCGAGAUUGAAGCACAGCUUAUCGCUCAACAGCCCAAAACGGAAGCUCUAAAAGCCGGGUGGUUCCCUUCUAUUACCAACGUGGUGAAUGAAUCUCAAGGGAGAAAGAAGAAUGAGGAGAUAAUUGCAAAAGUAACAAACUGGAGCACAGGGAAGCAACACACUCCAUUGAAAAAUCUACUCGGUGAAGCCAAAUCUCCAAACACAAAACAAGUGCCUUCUGUUAACCAGAAAGAUGAAACUGCUGCCACUAAGAAGAAUGGGGCUACAACCGUGACGACAGUGAACUCUAUUCUAAGCUCGGAGGCACCAACUGAGCAGGCUGCCGCGAGUAAGGAGGCGGAGAAAGAAUGGAAUUCUCCCGCGAGGUAUCCAGUUGACAUUAAGAAGGAAAAGAGGAAGACGAAACCGUAUUGGGUACCAUUUGUUUGUUGCUCUUCAGUACAUCAAGACGCAUAGUUUUCUUCGUUCGUUUUCUUAAACUCAUCAUGUAUUGUACGUAAAUUCGGCUAUGCACUUCUCUCUUAUUAUGUGCUGUGAACUCCUCAGACAUUAUUGAUUCAACUGCAGGAGUUUGUGUAGCUUCUAAGUCAUAUCUUUGCUUCUACAAUGUACAUUUGGAUGUUAAGAUGCAUAGGUUUCUCCUGCAUGCAGUUGUCUUUUGCUUCA